Pelagomonas calceolata is the source of this 1813-nucleotide messenger RNA. NCBI's taxonomy places the organism in Eukaryota, Pelagophyceae, Pelagomonadales, Pelagomonadaceae. The record is from the annotation of a GenBank genome assembly.
AAACGGCAGGGCAAAAUCAGUGCCACGCGAGCUCCGCACACCUGUGCAAGUUCGCGUAUACGGGCACUGACAGCCUCGCCGCAGCAAGGAGCCGCGCGCGCUGCGCCAACAAACACCAAGACGACAAAAGCAGCGGCCAUGGAUCCAGCAACCAACGAUGCGCCGCCCGCGAGCCCCGCAACAACAAUUCAGUUAGAGGGCGCCCGGCGCCGCCUGAUAACAGCCCACGGCCAGCGCGUCUCAUUAGAACUCGCGCCGACGUCCGUGGCUAUAGCAAGGACGGGCGCGUUCGCGUUAAUUGGAUGCACGGACGGCUCGAUCCGACUAUGCGCCAUGGGCAGUAAACUGCCCCCGGCGAACCUCGGCCAGUUAGUAAGCCGGGGCAUGAACAACACGCUGCUCGUGACCGUAGCGAUCACGGAGGACUGCCGGACCGCAUUUGCCGGAGCGCAAAAAGGAGCCACGGAAGUGCUGGCCUGGACCUUCGGCGCGUUUCCUGCGAAUGCGUCUCCACUACAGAUCGUAUCCACCACAAUUCAGGAGUCGCAAUCGGAAGCUAAAUUACGAGGCUUCGUGAGCUGUAGUCGGAAAGGCGCCGACGACUAUAGGCUCCUGUGUGGGCGGGGCAUCAAGAGCGCCCACGUCUGGAAAGUGUGUCGAGCGACGCCGGGGGCGGCUUUAGACUGGUCUUUACUGUAUGAACUACCGACGCAAUCGUGCGGCUCGUUAGUGACCGGCGGUUUCCUCGACGCGGCGUGUGCGGUCUGGGCCAAGGCCGAGCAGGGUACGAUCAGGUUGUGGCGCAUCGAUGGGGAUGACAAACCUCAUGAGGAUCUGCGGCACGCGCGGACGGCGCUGGGCGUCGUGGCGGUUGCUUCGACGGAAGGUGGUGUUUGUGGCGCGCCUUCGGUAUGUAGUCGUAAUAUUGUGACGGUGGGCGGCGCAACUUUAAUAGAAGUUGCGGCGCCGGACGGUUCCAUGAGGGCGCCGCUCGCGCCGCCCCCGAAGCCGGGGGCCGGCCGACGGUGCGCGCCGCGGACGGUCGCGUCGGUCGGGUGCGGCGUCGGGUCGGCGGCCGUAGCGUUUGCGGACGGCGCCGUGGCCUGGUACGACGGCGAUUCUCACAGACUGCUGGAGGUCGACGCGACUUCCGGGGCGCCGGCGCACGUGGCCUGCGUCGCCGUCCCGCUGGGCGGGGCCUUGGUGGGCGCCUGCCACUGGGACGUGAAGAACAGGGAGGGCUGGGUCUCGUUCUUCGUGCCCGAGAAGAUUGAGCGAGCAGCGACGGCGGAGGAGGUCUCCGCGUCUGCGCUCUGGCCGGCGUUUGUCGAGGCACCGCCGAAGCCACAAAAGCGCAAGUCCUCCACAAAAGUGACGCCGCGCGGCGCCAAGCAGUCCAUGCCGUCGCCGGGCGUCCCCGUCGUCACGACGCAGCGCAAGCGGCCGCGCGAGCAGAACCCGCAGACGCCCGUGGAAGUCGCCUUCGAUGCUUCAUCAGAUGACGAGUCCGUCGAGCACCCGCUGAACGCGGCAGCACCAUUACGUGUCCCGUACGAGGCCCUGCCGCCGCCGGGCCACGCGCUGCGGUUGGUGACGGCGUCGGCGCGGCGCGCGAACGUACAACCGCCGACGUGGCACUACGCGUCGCGCGACGAGCGCGAGCGGGCGACGCUAGAAAGAUUGCGUCAGCUGCCGCCGGGCAACGAGGACGUCGUCGACGCGACGCUCGGGCGUUUGCGGCUCGAGCGGCAGGUCGCCGAGGCGCUCGCGGCGAUCGGCAUGCAGCAGCCCUGAGCUAAUUAUAUCUUUAAAA